This is a messenger RNA of Anolis sagrei ordinatus, 1992 nucleotides long. RefSeq names its product lymphoid enhancer binding factor 1 (gene LEF1). Lineage: Eukaryota; Metazoa; Chordata; Lepidosauria; Squamata; Anolidae. Gene Ontology annotation, molecular function: DNA-binding transcription factor activity, RNA polymerase II-specific; RNA polymerase II cis-regulatory region sequence-specific DNA binding. Gene Ontology annotation, cellular component: beta-catenin-TCF complex; chromatin. Gene Ontology annotation, biological process: regulation of transcription by RNA polymerase II; canonical Wnt signaling pathway. The record is from RefSeq and is a predicted model, not a curated record.
GGAAUGUUAAAGUUCCACUACGGAGGGAGCCAGAGGAGGAGAGAGACCGAGAGAGAAAGAGAGAGAGACCAAGAGAGACCACUGCCUUUUGGAGCAUGCUCCACGCGAGACCGUGGGUCGCACGCAGAGAGGCGACUCUUUCCCCGUAACUGAAGAUAAGAGUUUGAGAAGGGAAGCUUGACAUUCCCGUGGAUUGUUUGGACCACGAACCCUCCUCACCUGAGCAAAAAGAAGAAGAACCCCCCCAGUGACUCUUUUCUCCUCCUGAGGACUUAAGUCAACCUUGGCGACUUUUGAAACACGACUUGUAUCUAAGGACUCUAAGGAAAAGGGGUCUUUUUUCCCUUCUUCUUCUGCCACGCAAGAAGUUUAAGGGUCUCGCUCAAGGGGCUUCCGGGUCUCGCGCGCCCACAGCCCACCUGGCGAACCCCAACCUCCAGGGUCCCCCCUUUUUCUCUCUGGAGACGAAGACAGCGAAGAAGAGGAGGGAGAGACCCUUCGGAAGGGGGAGGCCGGCACUCCCCGGCCCCAGGGACAAAGGCAGAGGCCCGACUCUCCAGAGGCAGCAGCCACGAUGCCUCAGCUCUCGGGAGGUGGAGGAGGCGGCGGAGGAGGUGGAGGGGACCCCGAGCUCUGCGCCACCGACGAGAUGAUCCCUUUCAAAGACGAGGGCGACCCUCAGAAGGAGAAGAUCUUCGCCGAGAUCAGCCACCCGGAGGAAGAGGGCGACUUGGCCGACAUCAAGUCCUCGCUGGUCAACGAGUCGGAAACAAUCCCGAGCAGCAAUGGGCACGAGGUGUCCAGGCAAGGCCAGCCUCAGGAAAUUUACCACGACAAAGGCAGAGAACAUCCUGAGGAAGGCAAACACACAGAUGGUGGCUUAUACGGUAAAGGACCAUCUUACUCUGGUUAUUCUGGGUAUAUCAUGAUGCCAAAUAUGAACAAUGACCCAUAUAUGUCUAAUGGAUCUCUUUCUCCGCCAAUCCCUAGAACAUCUAACAAAGUACCGGUGGUGCAGCCUUCUCACGCAGUUCACCCUCUCACCCCACUUAUCACCUACAGCGAUGAGCACUUUUCUCCAGGGACACAUCCUUCACACCUCCCCUCAGACGUCAACUCAAAACAAGGCAUGUCCAGGCAUCCUCCCGGUCCUGAUAUGCCCACUUUCUAUCCCUUAUCUCCUGGCAGCGUUGGACAGAUCACUCCGCCUCUUGGCUGGCAAGGUCAGCCUGUAUAUCCCAUCUCAAGUGGAUUCAGGCAACCCUACCCAUCCUCACUUUCAGUCGACACUUCCAUGUCAAGGUUUUCACAUCAUAUGAUUCCCGGUCCUCCAGGGCCUCACACAACUGGAAUCCCUCACCCAGCAAUUGUAACACCUCAAGUCAAACAAGAACAUCCGCACACAGACAGUGACUUAAUGCAUGUGAAGCCUCAGCAUGAACAGAGGAAAGAACAAGAGCCCAAAAGACCUCAUAUUAAGAAACCUCUGAAUGCUUUCAUGUUAUACAUGAAAGAGAUGAGAGCGAAUGUUGUAGCGGAGUGUACUCUGAAAGAAAGUGCAGCUAUCAACCAGAUCCUUGGCAGAAGGUGGCAUGCGUUGUCCCGUGAAGAACAAGCUAAAUAUUAUGAACUAGCUCGGAAAGAAAGGCAGCUACACAUGCAGCUCUAUCCAGGCUGGUCUGCAAGAGAUAACUACGGAAAGAAAAAGAAGAGGAAGAGAGAAAAGUUACAAGAGUCGACAUCAGGUGGGAAGAGAAAUGCUUUCUCAACGUGCAAAGGAAAGGCAGCGACAUCAGGGCCCCUCCUCGAAAUGGAAGCUUGUUAAAUCUCCAGGCAUGUCCUUCAUCCGCACAGGCCACCGCUAAGGAGUAUGUUUAGGAUAUCGACACUUGCCCUGAUGUCACUGCUACAAAGACACUGAACCAUAAAGACAAUCACUGCCAGGCCCCUUCGCUAUCAUGGCGGCGUCCCAAAUCUGACACAAUAAAAGAA